Fopius arisanus is the source of this 4856-nucleotide messenger RNA. RefSeq names its product leucine-rich PPR motif-containing protein, mitochondrial (gene bsf). Gene Ontology annotation, biological process: regulation of mitochondrial translation. The transcript is spliced from 4 exons. Gene Ontology annotation, cellular component: mitochondrion; nucleus. Gene Ontology annotation, molecular function: protein binding; mRNA 3'-UTR binding. The record is from RefSeq and is a predicted model, not a curated record. NCBI's taxonomy places the organism in Eukaryota, Metazoa, Arthropoda, Insecta, Hymenoptera, Braconidae. Bases 148 to 4167 code for a protein of 1339 amino acids.
AAUGUAGAGAGCCCUAUCUAAUAACACGUGCAUAACUGGGAUGCGAUCAUUGCUGUAAGACCUCCAUCGAGAAAAUUUCCAGGACCCCACCGGCAACCCAUCUCUUCACGUGCAUUGAAUUCAGGAAAACUUGAAAUAUAUAUCACAAUGGCAACGAUCCUGCGAUAUGUCAGGUAUUUACGACAAAGCGGUAGUAUUGCGAGGAAGAUAAAUAUAAGUCAGAGCCACAUUGAAUCGAGGGUUACGAGACUCCAGAAUCGAGGCGUAACAAGAAAUUAUGCAACGAGAGCAAUUAAUCGACCGGUACAGCCUAUUUAUGGUUUUGAGAAGUCCUUCCAAUCUCUUGAAGUACAGCUGAGACGUUCUGGAAGAACCAGCAGAGUCGAUAUUGAGAGGAUACUUGGAGAAAUACAAUUAGCAGGGAACGUUCCAAGUCUUGAGGCUCUGUUGCUCAUUCGUUGUUGUGGAAGACCUUUGAUCGACCAAAAUUCUAAAGAGGGAAUUCAAUUGGUUCAAGAAAUAUGGGAUACACUGCAAAGAUUGAAAAUUCCUAUGGACGCGUCUCACUACAAUGCACUCCUCAACGUGUACCUGGAACGGGAUCACGAUUUUUCCCCCGCGGAAUUCCUCCAGAUGAUGGUGGAAAAUAAGAUCAUACCAAAUCGUGUGACUUACCACCGCCUGAUCGAGAGUUAUUGUCGCAAGGGUGACAUUGCAAAUGCGACAAAAAUAAUCGACAUGAUGCGGUCAAAUAAUUUCCCACUCUGUGAGAAUGUCUUCAAUUCCCUGAUAAUCGGUCACUCCGAGGCGAACGACAUGCAAAGUGCAGAGAAAAUUUUAGAAACAAUGAAAGCCGCAGGUAUCGAGCCCUCAGCUGACACCUACGGGGCUCUCCUCUGUGCCUACGCUAAACGUGGAGAUCUGCCCUCCAUCAACAAAACAAUAGCCACCCUGGAAUCCCUAGAGAUAGCAUUACUGGAUCAACACCUGAUGGACAUAAUCGAGACCCUCGUCACGAACGGACACAGCGACAAAGCUGCAGAGUUCUCUCUGAAUCUCCCAAAAGAGAUAAAACAAGAUACAGAAGUUGGUCGACUCCUUAUUAAGAUAAUGGACGCCAAGGAAACAAAAUUAGCUCUAGACAUUCUUAAGAAUACGACAACAGACGCUGCCAGAUUGCAAGUUCGCGCUGGAUUUCUCUUACGGGCAGCAGCAACGAACAAAUUAUACACUCCAGACGAACUAAUCGAUCUUUGCAACGUCCUAGGAGAUGGAGGAUAUCACUUAAGACCUCACUCCUUUGCACUGUACCACUUACUUUCACGGAAUCCAUCCUCCAGCAUAGCCAUUCCUCUCAUGAAAAAUUGGGAGAAACAGGGAGGACAAAUAAGAGAGCACUUCUUCUGGCCACUGCUGCGAGAAAAAGCUCGCGCUAGUAAUUACCAGGGGAUCAUUGACGUCCUCGAAUCGAUGGUCAACGAUUUUAAAAUAGUUCCAUCAGUAGAUACUCUACGAGAUUACACUAUUCCUUUCAUGUUUGGAACAUGGGACACCAUAAUCAGCAAACUUUUGCCCUUGGGCAUUGAAAAAAAGACAAUUUUACAAGCGAUUGCCCAAAGGUCGAUUAAUGACAAGAAAUUGAGGAACGCUAUGAUGUUCAUGACGUCCUAUCCCAUCAAGUACUCGAAGGAUUUGUUCUUGGAGCCUAUGGCGUUCUCCUUGAAUAUGUGGGACGAUACAAAAUCGUUCGUCACUAUUUUGAGAUUUUUAGAGGAUGAGUCCUCUGAAAAUUCCGAAGCUAAUACAGAUAAUCUGCCAAUGAGUAUUGUUGAUGAGGCUGUAUCAACAGUUCUAUCAACCGUUCCCAAGUAUCGCCCGAAUAUUGUGGAAAAAUUGCUCUUCGAUCUUGAGGCUGCCGGUCUCAGUAUAUCUGUCGAAGUAGGAGAGAAUGUAAAGGCCUUUUUUGAGUCGAAGAAAGCAAAAGAGCUCGAACCUAUUAUCGCCAAGCUGACGUCUGGAGAGUUAACUCCAGUCCCAAUUGAGGAAUUCAACGCUCUUCUCAAGGACAAGAAUAAUGAUUAUAUUAAGAGACCAACGGGAGUGCAUAUACCAGACUUAAGGGUUCAAUUCUCUCGUCACUUGGAGGAUAAGAACGAGGAGAUGGUCCUCAAAAUUUUAAGGCAAUUUGAAGCGUUAGAUUAUCAAUCGCCACCGAUUUUGGCUCAAGCCCUUGAUCUUUUCUGCAUGACGGAGAAUCUGGAAGCAGCAGAGCACUGCUUCAAGCAGUUUAAAGAGCGCUGUCUCGAGGCAGAGCUCGACACAAUGAAGAUACUGAGCUUUGCUGCAUUGUACGUGAAGAACAAUCGGUUUGAAGAUGCUCUGAAGAUCAUCGCUGAAGCCCCCAAGCUAGAAGGCAGCGAGAAACUCUCACGGGGACUUAAAAUAAAAGUCAGAUCACUCCUAGAGUCAAUGGCAGAGACCCAAAAUAUCGAGAAUACCAAUCAACUAUUCGAUUUACUCAAAUCCAAGAAUUACGUAGUGUUCGAUAAUUAUUCACUUGGGCCUUUGGUGAAGAUUCAUCUACUCAGGAAUGAAGUUGAUAAAGCUAUGGAGACUUUUGAGCGUCUAUCGCAUGAAUACAACUGUACACCGUAUAAAAAUGUUCUCGCAACAACUCUGAUUGACGCCGAAGACGCUAUUUCCUUGCAGAAACUCACAGAUCUCUGCACUGAAAUUCAUGGAGAGAGCAAUGCACUAGUUGAUCUUGCGAUGCUAUUUCUGGAGUGUGGGAGACCCAUACAGGCGAGAAAAAUCCUCGAGACGUCGGGUAUUCAAAUGUUCAAUGAUAAAAUCACGAGUGCAGUUAAACAUUUUGAUGCACUUGAAAAAUUCGAUUGCCUCGAGCUUUUAUCGAAGAUCUCCAGGGCGGUUAUGAGGAUAGACAGGGGUCACUUGUACAAUUCUCUUCUGGAAGUUUACAACAACAGGAAUGAUUGGCAGAAAGGAUUAACCCUGUGGACAGAAAUGCAGGAGAUGGACGUUCAGCCGACUAAUUAUUUCCUGAAUACCCUGAAUUCAUUGCUGACGAGAAAUGAACAACCAAUACCUUUUAUUCAUGAGAGUUCUGCAGAACCUCGGUUACCAUCUGUAGCACCCUCAGUUCGUCAUCCACGAAGACAGAGGCUCAGGAAUACCUUUGUAUUCGAUGAGAAAUUUAAAAAUGCCUUGAAGCUUAAGGAUUGGGCUGCUGCUGAGGACAUCAUCAGGUCUGGCAUAAGAGGAAAGAAAGAAAUGAGAUUUAUGUAUACAGAAUUAAUUCACGCGGUUUUGGAAGAUGGCGACGUGGAGAGAGCAGGUGAUCUUGUCCGAGUGAUCAUUCAAGAAUUAGGAGGCAUCUCCAAGAGGUUGUUCACAUUAGUCUGUGAAGAAUUGCUAGCUCGAAAAAAGCAUAAGACUAUUGAGGAUAUCGGGGCAUCUAUGACUGAGGAUGUCAAGGACGAUCUCGAUUAUUAUAAAAUAUUAUCGCGUUCGGAAAUUAGAAAAUCGGGAAUUAAAAAAUAUCUGCAAGAACUGAAAGUCGAUGAACCUGUGGGUGAAUUCAGAUCCUUUGAAAAGAAGGUACACUUUGGAGAGAUGAUGCAUGGGUUGUUGAAGGAUCCUAGCUAUGUAGAGGAUUAUGAAAAGUGGGCAAGGAAUAUGAUGAGUCAACAGAUCAGUAGGGGAAUGCACGUCUUGUGGAAUUAUUAUUUUGUGAAGAAUAAUGCAAGGGCUGAAGAACUCUGGCAUGAGUUCAUCCUCAAUGCAACUUCUCCGUUAGUGAGGCCCAUUAUUGAACUGUCCGUGGAAUCGAAGGAUCCAGUGUUAUUGAAGAAAUUGUUGAUGAAGCUGGAGUCACAUCCACGAUUGAAUGUCGGGACCAGGUGUAGAGUCAUUUCUGGAUUGAUACAGGCGCUCAAUGCCACGGGGCAGUACGAGGAGGGACUCGAGGUGUUGAAAGAUGCCAGCAAACGGUACCGAUUGAGUUUAUUGAAUCUCAACGUUCUCGAUGAACUCAAGCAAGGAAUCGAGAAAUCUGGCAAGAAUUUUCCCUUCAACCUCCAACAACAAGAUACUAAAGUGGUCAGUGAAGUAAUCCAGGAACCCAUGAAGGAGUCCGGGAGGGCGUAGAAUAGUAGCGGUGAAACUCGCUUAAGUUUAAAUUAAUCUAAUGAAUUUACACUUACGAUACGACGAUUAUGUAGAUGAGCAUUAUCCAUUGUGAACAUCAUCUUUCGCCCUGUGAGGUUGUUUUUAAUGUAUGAGGUGGGAACGAGAAUGCGACAAUUAUUAAAGUUGUGUGGUGUAGAAUUUAUUUAAUUGAACACUCGAUUUUGGCCCUUAAAUUUCGAAGCCCUCGAAAUAUUGCGGAUUUGAAACUUUUGUUCCGCUCCACUUGCGUAUUCCAAAGAAAAUUAAUUGGAAAUCGUUACUGAGGAAUAAAUAUCAGGGAUGAGUCGGUGAAAUAAUUUUGGAGAGAUACACUAGAAAAACGAAAUUGUAACAAAUUCAACGAUAACUUCAAAACCAUUUGUUUCAGUAUUUAAUUAAAGUUUCAAAAUAAAAAGUGGUAAGUUUAUCAUUUAUAUCACAUUGUAUCUUGAUAAUGUAUAGAUAACAAAUAUAUUACGUUGGCAUAGCAAUUAUCAAUAAAAGAUAUUCGACUCGUAAAUGAAUGAGACAUGAAAUAAUUUAUUUUAUUCUUUUAUUCAUAAAAUUCACUCUUCAUAAGCAAAAAAUUCCACGGUAAAAAAUCAGUUGAACAUGUUCUUGAAAAGUUUAAUAUUUAAUUUUGAAAAGUACAAAAAUUAUAGUAGAAA